This is a messenger RNA of Pseudomassariella vexata, 1397 nucleotides long. RefSeq lists its product as uncharacterized. The record is from RefSeq and is a predicted model, not a curated record. NCBI's taxonomy places the organism in Eukaryota, Fungi, Ascomycota, Sordariomycetes, Amphisphaeriales, Pseudomassariaceae. Bases 211 to 1254 code for a protein of 347 amino acids. The transcript is spliced from 2 exons.
AAGCGGAGGAGUGUAACAGUCUCACCAUGUAAUUUUACCUUCCCGUAACAUAUGUGGUAUUCCUCGGCCGUUUAUAUGAUUCGAACAUCCCUAAGUGGGCUGACGAACGUUAGCGGAAAGUCAAAGCACAGGCAAACGCUACAGAACACAGAACGACUGCGAGCAUCGAGACACCACCACACUGGUGAUGCUCGCUUGACAACAUAAAAUAUGUCGAUGUCCACUCAUUCAGACGAAAAAGGGCAUUCUUCAAGAGCGGGAGGCGACCACAGGAAAGCGACCAACAGUUUAGCCCAAGCAUAUUGCUCAUCGGCGAGCUCCAACGUCGGACUUGCAUGGCAAGCAGUCACAGCUCUGCCCAACUGGUAUCGCAACCUGAAAGCAACGAAUCCCCAGAGCGCAGACAGACCCGAUGAGAUCAAGACAUAUAGAUCAAGGCCAAGCCUGUCGGUUCGAAUAUUCUAUCCUGCUUCGUACCCACAACAUGGAAGCUCGCAAAAGCUCCCAACACUGUUCACUGUCCAUGAUAAUGGUCACAGCAGUGCAGACAACAAUGAGUGGAAUCGCUAUUUUGCAAAUACUCACGGUUGCCUCGUCAUAUCACUCGAUUACGCCAAAUCCUUGGGUGACCCUCUUGCACCUGCAUACGAUCUCCAAACCCUAUUUUCUGAGCUAUGCGCUGAUGAGAGCAUACCUAUUAACGACCGUCUGUCUGAUGAAUGGGACACGAGUCGGACAGCUAUACUGGGUUUCGGCACUGGUGCCAACCUUGCCUUGACGUUCAGCCAGCUGGAAGGUAUCCGUAGGCACUCACUAUGUCCUGCCGCGGCAGUUUCGAUAAACGGACGUUUCGAGUACAGCGAUUCGGGUUAUGCCGAUCCCAAUAGCGAAAUCUUCCGUGAUCCUCCGUUCAACGCGAGCAUCGCUGCACCAGAAAACCUGCCUCCUUACGUGUGUUGCAUCGUUGCAAGAGUGGACAACUGGUCACAUGAGGCGUGGAAUUUAGUAGAGCGAAUAUCCAAGCAACAUGUUUUGCAGCGGGAAAGGGAGACUUCGUUUGAGGAAAUGUGGGACGGGGGUGGUCUGAAAUGGCAAACCGUCCCAGGAUUAUCAAAUGGCUUCGACCAUCGGAGGUCUCUCGGAGAAAAUGGGCCAAGUGUUGAUGAGAAUUCAUUCAGGAGUACGGAGUCUCAUACUAGAGAAUAUGUGGAUGAUCUGGGAAGAUGGUUGAAGCAAGUUGUAUGGCGCACGUAACUGCUUUGUAUGGCAUGGAACUGAUGAGGUAGGCCCUUGCCGCCGAUAGGACAGGUUUGCAACCGUCAGUUGCUGCGUAGCCAGAAAUGUUUCUUCAACGAUAAUUAUCGGCACCGCGUCCACCAACAAUGAAACGAAUCGUU